Molecule: messenger RNA, 2927 nt
Organism: Mobula hypostoma (lesser devil ray)
Lineage: Eukaryota; Metazoa; Chordata; Chondrichthyes; Myliobatiformes; Myliobatidae
Product: caspase-7-like
Exons: 7
Coding region: 156-1019 (287 amino acids)
Biological process (GO): proteolysis; positive regulation of neuron apoptotic process; keratinocyte differentiation
Cellular component (GO): cytoplasm
Source: RefSeq, a predicted model, not a curated record
CUCUCUCUCUCUCUCUCUCGGAUUUCAACGCGCAGGUCGGGUGAUGUGGCCGCAAAGGGUGAACGUCAUCGGAUCGGAGGCGAAGGAGGGGUUCGAGCGGCGGGGCUUCGCUUCAGUCGGCAUUAGACGCUGAGUGCCGCGGAAUCUGAGAAGCAAUGGCUAAUGAAGGAGCAAUUUCUGAAGUUGACAUUGUAGACGCAAAGUCCAUCACAAUCAGUCAAGGAAGCCAAAAACAGCUUGCCAAUGAAUUGGAAAGUGAAUUCGCUGGUCCAUGUAUGAAAUAUAACAUGAACUAUCAACAUAUUGGCACAUGCAUCAUUUUUAACAAUAAGAAUUUCCACCCAACAACAGGCAUGACUAAACGCAGUGGUACAGACAAAGAUGCCAGCAAUUUGAUGAAGACAUUCAAAAACUUGGGUUUUUGCACUGAAAUUCUUAAUGAUCAAACAUGUGAACAGAUGUUUAAAAAACUAAGCAAUGUUGCCAAGAGUGAUCACAGCCAAAUGGCAGCUUUCAUCUGUAUUUUCCUCAGUCAUGGAGAAGAAGGAUUGCUGUAUGGAACAGAUGGCUGCGAAGAAAUUAAGCAUUUCACUCGUAUUUUUAGAGGAGAUCUAUGCCGAACUCUAAUUGGCAAGCCAAAGUUGUUUUUCAUACAGGCUUGUCGAGGAACUGAAUUUGAUGCUGGUGUUGAAACAGAUGGAAUUGAAACUGAUAGCAAUAGAGAAAUGGCUACAUCCCUGCAAAAAAUACCUAUAGAGGCAGACUUCCUUUAUGCUUACUCCACAGCACCAGGUUACUACUCUUGGCGAAAUACAGCUAAUGGUUCUUGGUUUAUUCAGUCAUUAUGCAAUGUACUGGAUAACUAUGGCAAGAAGCUGGAACUCAUGCAACUGCUCACCAGAGUCAACCACAAAGUGGCACUAGAAUUUGAAUCUAAUACUGAUGCAAAACACACCAGUGAAAAAAAACAAAUCCCUUGCAUUAUUUCUAUGCUAACAAAGGAAUUUUAUUUUACUUAAGACAGCUGUGGAAAUGUAUGAAAAUUGCUGAAACUCUAUGCAGAAUUAUUUCAAAGAUAAUUUUCUUACACUUUAUAAUUCACCAGUCAGUAGAGAUAAAGAUUUCAAUCAAGGUAACUAUUUGUAUUGCUUUGUACUGGUUACUUUGAUUCUGAAACCUCAAUUUAUUAAUUGGUUAAAGACGAUCUCCUGACAAUUUUGAAAGUUAUCUGUGGGUUUCAUUAACAACAAAGUGCUAGGUUUUAAGGACAUGUUUUUAAAUUUUAAAUGGACUUCAUUACAAAUUUAAUGGAGAAGUUGUCUUUGAUAAAAUUAUGGUGAACAUAUGAAUAUGAAGAUCAUUAUAUUUGCUGUUUUUCAUAACUGGUUAAGCAGCUAGAUGGUUUAUUUUCACCUCAAAAUUGGCAUUUAAAGCUGUGGUCAACAGAAAUGAAUACACAAGUCCAGAUGAUCUUCUGUUGCUAUUUUGUGCAAUUUUGAUCGGAGAGACGCAGAGCUAGAUUUUACUGAACGGAAUAUAUCUGGACUAGUUUGGUGUGUGGUUUACUGUUUUAUGUUUUGUGUUUUUACACUUUUUUUGUGCUUUUUGCGUUUUUUUUUGUAUUGUGGGUUUGAUUUACUUUGCAUGGGUUCCAUGGUUUUCAUUCUUCGUUUUGUGGCUGGCUGUAGGAAGACAAAUCUCAGGGUUGGAUAUUGCAUAUAUACUUUGAAUCUUUCAGCAUGUAGAAAUAAUACUAAAAUGUUAAAUUGUUUAAAGACUCUGUUUCAAGUUGUUAAAGGCCCAAACUUGACCCUAGUUCCCGAUAAAUCUCAUGGCAGUAUUCAAAUUUAUCUAUAGAAUUCCCCAGAGAUCUUGGCGAACAUUUAUUCAUGGACCAAAUUUGAUCUUCAUUAAUAUCAGUAAAGUAAUUGAUCAUUUAUUAUGCAGCCAUUUACAAGAUUGGCUGCCAUGAUUAAAUACAUUAUGGCUGCGUGUAAUUUUAUUGGCUGUGAAGUAUUGUGAUAUCUUUGGGUAAUACAUGUUGCUAAAUAAUUGAAACUUGAAUAUUUGAGUAAGGACUUACUUGACUAAUUGUUCAGCAAUUGCAUGCCCAACUUCUCAAGAAUUUUUUUUUGUUAUCCGCCUUAAAAGGUGGUGGUGGUGGUGGUGGGGGGGAAGGGUUCUGAGCAUAUUAUCCUCAAGUACUAAAAUAUGCAACUCUUGCUCUAUAUGCAAUUCUUAUAACAUAAAGUCAGACUGCAGCCCAAAUCAAUCAUACAAAUCUGUAUCUUUCACAGUGUGAUUAGAUGGUCCUAGUGUCUGAUUAGCAAUACUGAAAUCUUUAAUAGGUAAGGUACAAUUUGAAAAUAAUUUUUGGUAGAUUGUCACCCAGAAUUAAUUGUUAUUAUGUACUGAUUGAUGAGUAUAAACAACCAGCAUGUGAUAAUUUGUUGAUUUGAUGUUCUGUACCUUUUUCUCCUUUCCAUCCUGUGGAGAGAAUGGGAAGCUUAGCCAUUGGCUAUGAUUCAGUGCCUUCCCGUCGUGAUAAUUGAUAUCAUAGUACUUCAGCUGUAGGUACAGCAAAUACACCUGUGCAUUGCUAUCAAAAAUUGCUUAAUGAAUACAAAUUGUAUCUCUUCAAAUUUUCAAGCAUUGUCAUUGUUUACUGGAAGUAUACUAUUAUUUGUUAAUUUAACAGUAAUUAAAUUUCAAAGUUUUUGGUAACUUUUGAAUAAAAACGCAUAUUGAUGACAAACCCUAACGCAAAAGAUAUUCAUUAUUUUACCUGUUUUGAGCAUUAAAAAUCUAUUUAUCUCAUGCAGACUUUCUUACUGUGCUUAAUAUUACUGUAAUAACCAAAAUGGUUUACUUAUUUUUAGUGCACUAGUCUGUCAUUUGCUGUAUUACAAGCAUUGAAAUUUGAGCUA